AUGAGCGAUCCUGAUUAUGAACCAAAAACUUGUUUUUGAUCCCACAAUAAAACCCUAAUCUGGGUUGUGAUUAGAAAGUGAACUUUAAGAGUUUAUUGACUUUUUUCAUUAACAAGACUAAAAUGGUUCUAAUCUAGUAUUUAAAUACCCUUUGCUUUUUUCCUCCAAAUUCUAGGAAAUUUCAGUGUUCCUUUCAGAAAGUAAUUGUAGGCACAAAGCCCCACCUAGAACCCAUGAAUGGGUUAGGUAGCAUGGGGUGGUUAGACACCAGACACGUGGGCAGCUGAUAUCCCCUAAACCCAAUGACAAAAUCUUUUUCAUUUUCAACAUCAGAUGAAUUAUUUCUUCACAGAUACAAUCACAUGAUGUAAUAAUAUUUUAUCUCAAAAUUCAACAAUUGAGAAUGAAUUCUGUUGAAUUUGGCAAUGAAAGAGAGAACCCAGAAUGGGGAAUUCGAGACUUUUUGCGUGGAAGCAACUGAAAGAAACUGCAAGUCAAGAGGAGGAAAAUAAGAUAUAUCACAAGCUCUUCAGCUUCCCCUACCUACCACAUUGGCUAAGAUUGAAUGAUCGUAGAGUGGUAGCUGUAACAGCACGCCAUGCAAAGAGAAGAAGAGAUGGGCUUAAAUAUCAGCUGCACCCUCAUUUUUCUCUGUGACAGUUCUCUCAACAUCUCAUUUCUUCUGCUUCUUCACCAUCUCUGCAGUCCUCCCCCAAAUCCUCAACCAUGGGAACUGAAAUGGUGAUGGUGGAUGAGAUCCCUUUUCCUCCUCAGAUCACAACGGCCAAGCCAUUAUGCCUUCUGGGUUAUGGAAUUACUGACAUUGAGAUUCACUUUCUCCAGAUCAAGUUCACAGCAAUUGGAGUUUACUUGGAACCUGAAAUUGUGGGCCAUCUGCAACCAUGGAAGGGUAAAUCUGGAAAGGAGCUUGCAGAGAAUGAUGAUUUCUUUGAGGCUCUUAUUUCAGCUCCUGGAGAGAAGUUUUUGAGAAUUGUGGUGAUCAAGGAGAUCAAGGGUUCACAGUACGGGGUGCAGCUAGAGAGUGCAGUCAGGGACCGAUUGGCAGCAGAUGACAAAUAUGAAGAAGAGGAGGAGGAAGCUUUGGAGAAAGUUGUUGAGUUCUUCCAAUCUAAAUAUUUCAAGAAAGAUUCCAUCAUUACGUUCCAUUUUCCUGCAACUUCAUGCACUGCUGAGAUUGUAUUUGCAACUGAAGGAAAAGAGGAGUCAAAGAUCACCGUAGAGAAUGCAAACGUUGUUGAGAUGAUCAAGAAAUGGUACUUGGGUGGAACAAGGGGAGUGUCUCCUACAACCAUCUCGGCCUUAGCCAACACCCUUGCAACAGAGUUGUCCAAAUGAACAGAGAUGCUGUCUACUUAUGGGCUGUAUGUUUCAUCUUAGUUUGUUUGUGUGCUAGGACCUUUGGAAGUUUGUCCUUGUACGAGCUUUGGUUUCUAUGCUUCUUAAUAAAUUAAUAUAGCAUCUUUCUGAGUAUUGCCCACCCCUUACUCAGAAUUCAUUCCUCA
Messenger RNA from Vitis vinifera (wine grape), 1523 nucleotides. Its product is annotated as chalcone isomerase-like protein 2. The transcript has 5 exons. Lineage: Eukaryota; Viridiplantae; Streptophyta; Magnoliopsida; Vitales; Vitaceae. The record is from RefSeq and is a predicted model, not a curated record. The coding region runs from base 727 to 1356 and encodes 209 amino acids. Gene Ontology annotation, molecular function: intramolecular lyase activity.